GGGGCUGCGUGAUCUUCUCCUUAGAGAAGACAUGGCCGGCGGUGCGGAGGCGGCGUGGUUGAGUGUUGAGAUCGAGCAGCGGGAGCGGGAACUGCGCGGCUUGCGGGAGCAGUUAGCUGCUGUCCUGGCGGAGGAGCAUGGAGGAGCCGCCCAGCAGGGUGCUGGUGCUGUCGACGCCGACUUCCCUGCCAAACUCCCCCCUUUGCCCGCCCAGGCCGCGCUGAGUCCCGCCGAUAUCCUGCGGUACAGCCGGCAGCUAGUGCUGCCUGAGCUGGGCGUGCGGGGACAGCUGCUGCUGGCCCGCUCCUCCGUGCUCGUGGUGGGCUGUGGCGGCCUGGGUUGCCCCCUCGCCCAGUACCUGGCCGCGGCCGGCGUGGGCCGCCUGGGGCUGGUGGAUCAUGAUGUGGUGGAGACGAGCAACUUGCACCGGCAGGUGUUGCACGGGGAGGCCCGCCGGGGGUUCCCCAAGGCCGCGUCUGCCGCGGCAGCCUUGCGGCAGCUCAACUCCACGGUGCAGUACGUGCCAUACUGCGGAGCCCUGACUCCACGCAGUGCCUUGCAGCUGGUGCAGCAGUACGACGUGGUGGCCGACUGCUCCGACAACGUGCCCACCAGGUACUUGGUGAACGACGCCUGCGUCCUGGCUGGGAAGCCCCUGGUGUCUGGCAGUGCUCUCCGGCUGGAGGGGCAGCUGGUCGUGUACAACUACCAUGGUGGGCCCUGCUACCGCUGCCUUUUCCCCAAGCCACCUCCACCAGAGACGGUGACUAACUGUGCGGAUGGGGGAGUGCUGGGUGUUGUGCCAGGCAUCAUGGGGUGUAUUCAGGCCUUGGAAGUAUUGAAGAUCAUUUCGGGGAUGGGUUCCUCCUUCAAUCAGUUCAUGCUGAUGUUUGAUGCCCAGGAAGGGCGGUUUCGCAACAUCAAGUUAAGACCAAAGAAAUCAGACUGUGCUGUUUGUGGUGACAAUCCGUCUGUCACUUGCCUUCAGGAUUAUGAGGCAUUCUGUGGGUCUUCUGCAACAGACAAAUGUAGAACUUUACAUCUGUUGUCCAGUAAAGACAGGAUAUCUGUCGAGGAAUACAAAAAACUGUUGGAUGAGCAAGUUCCUCAUGUAUUGCUAGAUGUUCGCCCAAAAGUUGAAGUGAAUAUCUGUCGCCUGGAACAUGCUGUCCACAUUCCUUUGAGUAAAUUAGAAGAAAAAGAUGAAGAAUGUAUGGAAUACUUAGAAAAAAUAAUUUUUGAAGAAAAGCAGAGAACUGAUGGCCAAACAUCUUUUCCUGUGUAUGUUGUUUGCAAAUUAGGAAAUGACUCCCAGAAGGCUGUAAGAAUUCUGCAGGAGUUACCUGUCAAAGAAUUUGGUCCUGUAUUAGCUAAGGAUAUUAAAGGGGGGCUCAUGACUUGGGCAAGUAGAAUUGACCCAACAUUUCCUCAGUACUAAACAUUUAAAUGUUAAAAAGAAGAUGAAUAUCAACAGUUAAUUCUCUAGAGUUUAAUUUUUUUGUGCAACGUCUAUAUCAUGUGAAUCAAAUGAGAUAAAUGACUUAUAAAUACUAUGCUCUUUUUAAUAGUAUAUUUUUAAGUCAUAUGUGUUUUUAAAGAUGCUUGAUUUUUUUUAAUGUAAAAAUAUGAAACCAUGGAAAUGGAAAUAAAUAAAUUUCUUGGUUCUUAUUUAAAAGUGAA
This is a messenger RNA of Gallus gallus (chicken), 1680 nucleotides long. RefSeq names its product molybdenum cofactor synthesis 3 (gene MOCS3). Gene Ontology annotation, biological process: protein urmylation; tRNA wobble position uridine thiolation. NCBI's taxonomy places the organism in Eukaryota, Metazoa, Chordata, Aves, Galliformes, Phasianidae. The transcript has a single exon. Gene Ontology annotation, molecular function: nucleotidyltransferase activity; thiosulfate-cyanide sulfurtransferase activity; URM1 activating enzyme activity. The record is from RefSeq and is a predicted model, not a curated record. Bases 32 to 1438 code for a protein of 468 amino acids. Gene Ontology annotation, cellular component: cytoplasm; cytosol.